Messenger RNA from Schizophyllum commune H4-8, 558 nucleotides. RefSeq lists its product as uncharacterized. NCBI's taxonomy places the organism in Eukaryota, Fungi, Basidiomycota, Agaricomycetes, Agaricales, Schizophyllaceae. The transcript has 2 exons. The record is from RefSeq and is a predicted model, not a curated record. The coding region runs from base 1 to 558 and encodes 185 amino acids.
AUGAACGUGUCGAUUCCUGCUUCCGAGCUGGUACCCUGCCUGCGAGAAGCUCCUCACCUGCGGGAUCUAUGGAUCGAUGUGCGGACGAAUAGCACCUUGACGAACGAGUUGUUGGAGAAUCUGAGACUGGACGAACGUUCAGAAACCACUGCAGAUGUGUCGGAAGACGACAGUGGGCCAUCCAGCGGCACCACUGCACAAAUUACGGAAGAGCGCGGCAAGCGGCUUGUUCCAGAGCUUGAGCGCCUUCAUGUCUCUUGCCCUGCCACAUUCUCUGCCGACACCCUGAUGAACAUGGUGCGCUCCCGCACCGCUCCUCAGCGCAAAACACAGCCGGCAUACGAGGACGCGGCGCGCACCGUCAAUGAUGCAUCUCGCGAGACCGCGGCAGCAUCGUCUGAGCCCGCGUCUCCUUUGCGCUACAUCAACAUCCACUGCACGGAUCCGGCGCUGCGUGUUGAGCCACAGAUCGUGGCCCGUCUGCGUAUCAUGGCUGCGGCGGGAAUCAAGCUGUUCUUCCGCGUCGGUGACCGCGAUGUUGUUCACGAUGGUCGCUAG